This is a messenger RNA of Hordeum vulgare subsp. vulgare (domesticated barley), 2240 nucleotides long. RefSeq names its product E3 ubiquitin-protein ligase RGLG2-like. NCBI's taxonomy places the organism in Eukaryota, Viridiplantae, Streptophyta, Magnoliopsida, Poales, Poaceae. Gene Ontology annotation, molecular function: ubiquitin protein ligase activity. Gene Ontology annotation, biological process: protein K63-linked ubiquitination. The transcript is spliced from 11 exons. Bases 362 to 1759 code for a protein of 465 amino acids. The record is from RefSeq and is a predicted model, not a curated record.
CGCACGAACGAACCCGGUGGAUGGAUGGAUUCAUAUAUACCCUCCGCAUCCAGCCUUCCGUUCCCCGUGAUACUACCCGACGCAUUCUCUCGCCGAAAAAGUCACCCAGCGAAAUCAAAACUCCAACCACCGUCAGCCAAGCCAACAGCGGCCCCCAGCAGCACACUACAGGACGGGGCCGACGCAGGCGGCCAGACGAAGCACGCACGAAGCAUCCUCGCGACCCCGCAAGCCGUCCGCCGCGCGCCGCCGUUGGCACAGGAGCCGCCUCCGCCGCCGCCACCGCGGUUUGAUCUGCGGAGAUAUAUACCCAUCUACUGCUGCUUCAGACGAGGGGCGGAGAGGCAGUUUAGAGAGGGGCAUGGGAGGCGGGCAUUCGAGGAGCGAGUCGCGGGAGGGGAGCGGGAACGGGAACGGGCGGUACGCCCACUCCUCGUCCUUCCAGCAGCCGGCGACGGCGACGCGGUGGGACCAGCCGGGAGGAGGGUACCCCUACGGCGCCGGCCAGGACGCGCAGGGCGGGUACUACGGCGCGCCGCCGCAGCAGGGGGGCUACGCCGCGCCGUACCCGGCGUACCAGCCCGCGCCCGUCGCCGCGCAGCCCGCGCCGGCGCGGGCCGGCAAGCCGCGCCUCGACAGGCGCUACUCGCGGAUCGCCGACGACUUCCAGUCCGUGGAGCAGGUUACCGAUGCUCUAGCUCAAGCUGGACUUGAGUCUUCUAAUCUCAUUGUAGGUAUUGAUUUCACAAAGAGCAAUGAAUGGACAGGAAAAUUCUCCUUCCAUGGACGUAGUUUACAUCACAUUAGCAGUGUACCAAAUCCUUAUGAACAAGGAAUCUCGAUUCUUGGACAGACAUUGUCUAAAUUUGAUGAAGAUAACUUGAUUCCCUGCUUUGGAUUUGGAGAUGCAUCAACACAUGACCAAGACGUAUUCUGUUUUUACCCUGAUGAGAGACCUUGCAAUGGAUUCUCAGAAGCCCUUGAGCGAUACAGGGAACUCGUUCCACAUUUGCGCUUGGCUGGACCGACAUCUUUUGCACCAAUAAUUGAGAUGGCUAUGACCAUCGUGGAGCAAAGUGGUGGGCAGUACCAUGUUCUGCUGAUAAUUGCUGAUGGGCAGGUUACAAGGAGUGUAGAUACUGCAUCUGGGCAGCUGAGUUCCCAAGAGCAAAAGACUGUUGAUGCCAUUGUGAGGGCCAGUGAACUGCCGCUAUCUAUUGUGUUAGUAGGAGUUGGUGAUGGCCCAUGGGACAUGAUGAAGGAAUUUGAUGACAACAUUCCUGCCCGGGCUUUUGAUAAUUUUCAAUUUGUGAACUUCUCGGAGAUAAUGUCUAAAAACAUGCCACAAUCAAGAAAAGAGGCAGCGUUUGCACUUUCAGCCUUGAUGGAGAUACCACAACAGUACAAAGCAACUGUGGAACUAGGAAUAUUAGGUCGUCGCUCUAUGAAGGCUCCAGAAAGAGUUCCUCUGCCUCCUCCUGGUGGAAGCCACGAUGCCUAUUCCUAUGGAACUAAAAGCUUUAGUAAACCUCAGGCUAGUACAUCUUCAUCGGCGUAUCCUCCCUAUGAAGGUGCACAUAGGGCGGCCCCUGCUGCACCGUCUUCUGCUUAUGAUAAUCAGGUGUGCCCUAUCUGCCUUGUGAACCCGAAAGACAUGGCUUUUGGCUGUGGACACCAGACCUGCUGUGAAUGUGGACAGACUUUGGAAUCAUGCCCAAUUUGCCGGAGCCCAAUCACCACCAGGAUAAAACUAUAUUAGCAAGUGGUGGUUUGGAUCAUCGCGACUGGGUGGAAUUACUGGAGACCAUCCUUUGCCACACCGGACGAUGGACUGAGAGCUCUCCGAGCUCGGUCCAUGAAGGGCUCGAUCGGCUCUCGGGGCUGAGUUCUGCAGGGCCGAUGAUGACCUGCCGCUCCGAAGAUGGAGCAGGGGACGCCUCGAGUAUCUACACCCAGGCAAGAAUGAUCCAAACUCCAGCGUAAGAAACAGAUGCAGGUGUUGAAUGGCCAUUGCCAUGAGAAAACGAGAAAAUGCUGCUGAUGGAUCCAGCAAAAAUUGUGUGUGGUACUUGCAAGUGUGUAGAUAUGGAUGUGAGCCGCCGUUUCGCCCGGCCGGGAUAUGUUUGUUUUUUGAUUGAUGCGUCUGUACAAAUCCGCAGUGAUCUCUUCCAAGGGGAAGUGGCAUUAUUUUAUUUUAUCUCUGGUUUUCGUUUCGGAAUGGAAGUUGCUUCUUGCUCAAA